This is a messenger RNA of Williopsis jadinii, 820 nucleotides long. Its product is annotated as Tim17/Tim22/Tim23/Pmp24 family protein. The transcript has a single exon. The coding region runs from base 42 to 644 and encodes 200 amino acids. NCBI's taxonomy places the organism in Eukaryota, Fungi, Ascomycota, Saccharomycetes, Phaffomycetales, Wickerhamomycetaceae. Gene Ontology annotation, biological process: mitochondrial respiratory chain complex I assembly. The record is from RefSeq and is a predicted model, not a curated record.
AACACCACAACACAACUCUUCGUAUACAGGAUAAGAAGAAAAUGAGCUUUGAGGAGGAGAAAGUCGCUGGUGGACAAUACGUCAACUAUCCAUCACCACAUUUGACGCCUGAUAAGUACGUUCCGGUGGACACCUUCAGCGCCACGAGAAGUGCUCUUGGUUACGGUGCAGCAUUUGGUUUGUUGACUGUUGCUACGCAAAAUGCGGUGCAGAAGAGCAGAGUUGGUCCAUUGGGUAUCAUCACACGUUCCGGUACCCUUUGGGGUAUGAUUGUUCUUGUGUCCGGGUCUUACAAGUUUGCCUCCUCUGUUUUGUCGAACCUUAGGGAGAAGAAGGAUACCUUGAACGAGUUCUACGCCGGUCUCGUUGCCGGUGCCGUUGCAGGUUUGCCAACCAAGUCUCUUGUGAAGGCUGCUGGCUGGUCCUUUGCCGGUGGUGUCAUCACCGGGCUUGUGUACUGGUCUGGCUCGAUCGUCGGUCAGCUUGGAUCCAGUUCAUACGCAUACCGCGGUGUCGGCGUUGAAAACAACUUCAAGCCAAAGCCAGCGGAUGAGGCUCAAAGACAAGGAUUCUGGGACGUCUUGAGAAGACGUCCAUUGAGUCAAACUCUGGAACAGCUCGGAGAAGGUGCCUUCAAGCCAUAGAGAGCGUGCUUACCCUCUUCUCGUUGUUUUGAACUAUUUAUUACCUCCUUUUUUUCUUUAUUGAACAAUUUAUUUAUUCCGAUAUAUGCUCCUAUAUAUCAACAAACACUUCUAUUUAUUCAUUACAUAUAUAUAAGCAUGAGCCAUGAAUGUACAUCUCAUCUGAAGUAUUUCAA